AUGCUUUAUUAAGAUUCUAGAAGGGGGAUUUAUUAAAAUUACUAAGACCAAGCUAAAUUGAAUCGACCUAGAUCCAUUUCAAAUAAUGCCAUUUCAUAUAGUAUCCAAAACCAAUAGCAGAAAUAUAAGACUGAUAUUGCUUCCAAUUAUCAAACAUCAAUCAGUGAGGUUAGACAAGUUAAUCAGAAUCAAAGAAAUCACUCUCUCAUUUAAGGAGGAGAAAACAAUCCCAAAAUACUUAAUCAACAACAACCCUGCGAUUAUAACAAUUUUCAUGCUAUUAAAUACACAAAUGAAAUAUUGAAGGAAAGAUUGAAAACUGCAACUUAAUGCAGAAAUAAUCAUAUAGAUUAAAUUAAAGAGGCAAGGUCUUAGGAAAAAUAAUAAAAAAUUGCAAAUAGUUCCCAAACUAGAUAAAUAAAAUAAAGUGACAAUGAUUUGUAAAAUCUUUUGAGAUUAACUAAAACUGAAGCCGUCAAUCAUAAUAAGACUGAUCAUAGUAAAGUUACUAGUUCAGAUAUCAGAUAGAGAAUGAAGAAUUACCCUUAAAAGUCAUCGAGUCCUUCGAGAAAAACACACACUAGACCAAGAUCAUCGAUGGAGGACAAGAGUGUGACCAUCAUGUCAUUUUAGUUAAAGGAUAUGAAAGAAAAUAUACAGUCAAAAGAUUUGUAAAAGAUCUGUUACGAUAUGGGUUAUCAUGUGGUAAAAUUUGAUAGGGAUUACGAUAAAAUAAACAACAGACUCAAUGGUCAAGGGUAGUUGUAAAUAAGAGGAACUAGCAAUGAUAGUAAAUUUCAGAAUUUAUAAGCGAAUCUAAACAAAAAGGGAAUCUACUUGGGGGAUUAAAAUUUGAACCUAAAAGAUAUUAUUUCAAAUAAAUAUUUACUAAAGAAAUAGGAGCACUCGUAAGUUGAACCAAAUUUAAAUUAGGAUGAAAAAUUGUUCAAUAAUUUUUUGAAAUUUUAGAGAAGGCAGAGAGGAUAAUUUAUUUGA
Molecule: messenger RNA, 996 nt
Organism: Paramecium tetraurelia
Lineage: Eukaryota; Ciliophora; Oligohymenophorea; Peniculida; Parameciidae
Exons: 1
Source: RefSeq, a predicted model, not a curated record